ACAUUUAGUCCAAAUUAACUACUUGAAAAAUGGGUAAAUCUCACGGUUAUAGAUCUCGUACUCGUUACGCAUUCCAACGUGAUUUCAAGAAGCAUGGUGUUAUUCCAUUAUCCACCUACUUGAAGACUUACAAGGUUGGUGACAUUGUUGACAUCAAGGUUAACGGUGCCGUCCAAAAGGGUAUGCCACACAAAUUCUACCACGGUAAGACCGGUAUCAUCUAUAAUGUGACCAAGUCUUCUGUCGGUAUUAUCAUCAACAAAGUCGUUGGACACAGAUACAUUGAAAAGAGAGUUAACAUCAGAGUCGAGCACAUCAAGCACUCCGCUUGUCGUCAAGAAUUUUUGAACAGAGUUAAGACCAACGCUGCUUUGAAAAGAGAAGCCAAGGCUAACGGUGAACAAGUGUCUUUGAAGAGACAACCUGCCAAGCCAAGAGACGCUAGAAUUGUUUCCACCGAAGGUAACGUUCCUCAAACUUUGGCUCCAGUUCCUUAUGAAACUUUUAUUUAAACUUCAUGUAUAUUUAGUUUACCAAUACUAAUAUCGAUAACGGAGACACGUAGAAGCUGCCAGUGUUAUGAGAAUGGAAUGGUCCAACAUAAUUUUAUACAUCUGGUACCAUAAUCAUUAAUUUACUUACUGCCACAACACAAUCAUUAAUUUACUUACUGCCACAACACAAUCAUUAAUUUACUUACUGCCACAACACAAUCAAUAAUUUACUUACUGCCACAACACAGUCAUUUAUUUACUUACUGCCACAACACAAUCAUUAGUUUACUUGACACAUCACAUAUUUUAGACUGGGGUUUAUUCCUUAGUAGUUGAACUUCUAUCUUGACAAGAUCUAGAGAUAUCAAGACAUGCCUUUACGAGUACCUACUAUGGGUACUCCCUCCUUCGGUUAUCUACACUUUUCGCAACACAUAUUCUAAACAACGGCAUAUGACAACUGGCCUCGCCAGACACACCGUCAGAACCUACUCCUACAAUUGUAUAACCUUAUGCUAGGGGAUCAGAAGUUCUCUCGGUGUCCGUUUAUAGUAACAAGAAUGUUGCGCCAGACACUGUCACCACUUCAACCCAGAGCUCCGUAAGAAGCCCAUAAAGGAACCCUUGCCAAAGACAAGAACUCGACUUCGGGAAUAGUCAUGAAGCACGCGAGAUAUCAUCAUAUUUGUAAAACAUGGAAGGUCAUAUA
Yamadazyma tenuis ATCC 10573 is the source of this 1203-nucleotide messenger RNA. NCBI's taxonomy places the organism in Eukaryota, Fungi, Ascomycota, Pichiomycetes, Serinales, Debaryomycetaceae. The record is from RefSeq and is a predicted model, not a curated record.